AUCAAAAUGCAAAGAGAUAUAGAGAGUGAACCUGAAUCAGAAAAAGAAAUUUUGGAUUACACCAUCAUGUCCAGACAACCUCUUGAUAUAUCAGUGGUCCCUAAGCUCGAGAUCCCAUUCACAGUACAGGAUGUCAUCUCUAAGAUUGAGCAAGCACAGCUUUUGAGAGCCAGAGAGGACAUUAAUAUGCAGCUGUAUAACAUAAUGUACAAUGUGCAAAGGGUAAUAAGUCACUACAAUGUUGAUGAGAAUGUGCACUCUAGAAGGAAAAUCUCCAUUACAGAAAAUAAAAAACGGAGAACAAAUUUGCUGGAGAAAAUAGUCACUUGUGGUAAAACUGCUGAAGUUAGAGAAAAGGCUCUUGUCUACAUCCUGGCCUGGCUGGAAGAAUGGAAUGCCAUUUUAUCUGAGAUGACUGCAUAUGAUAUUGAUGAACACUUUCAAUGGAUAGCACAAAUGGAGAUGUUAUCAGAAACAUUCAAAGCUACAAAGAGCAAUGUCAAUAUGCUGAGUAGGAUUUGUACAUCUUUGCUUGAAGAAAAGAAGAAACAAAAGAAAAAAAAAACAUCUAGAGGUACUCUAUGGAAAUCUUGGAAAGAAAGAGUUACAAAGCAACCUGCAACAGCCCAUGCUUUAAGACAAGAUCAGAUGAUUAGUGAUCCCUCUGCAAUACAAACAAAGGUUUCAGAAAUCCAAGAUAUGCUACAGGAACUCAUAGGUACUGCAAUGUUCAAUAAAGUGGAAAAUAAUGCUAUUAAAUAUAUAUCAUCAACAAUAGUAAAUCUUUUAAAAGCUUUGACUAUACUAAAGGAUGAAGCAAAAGUUACUAACCUUCAAAGUACCAAUAUGUAUAUAAAUGAGGCAAGUGAAAGAGAAAAAGAGGUCUCCCUGAAGAUAAUACAAGAUCUCAGUGAAAAAAAUGAAAUGCUUCAGCAGAAACUUCAAGAAUUACAGGAAAAAUGUGAACAACUUAUUCAAUCCAGAAAUUUUAUAAAACACCAAGUACAGACAGCAUUGCCCAUAUCAGUCUUGGAAGUGUUACCUGAGCUCUCUCCACAUUUAUCCAUGACCAUUAGCAAAGCUGACAUAGAAGACACUAUGCAUAGUAUUUUUGCCAAGGAAAUUGAAAAUACUGUAGAUGAGAUUCAAAGAAAAGGGGCCAAAUCCUUGGGGAUCAACUGGGACUCAGGUAUUUUAGAUACAGCCACGGGUGAAAUGACUCCAGGCUUAACUGAACAGCAAUACCAUUUACCUGAAAAAAAAAGGGAAAAUUCUUCUGAAGAUAUCACUGAAGAGAAGAUAUCACUGAUGAAAGAGGAUGCCGAUCAGAAAGAUGGGACUGACCAGGAUCAAUCACAGAAUAGGAAGCUCACAGAAGGCCCACAUAUUCAUGAGAUCUCUGGAUCAAAUCUGAGGGAUGAUAAAAGUGAACAAAAAGUCUCAGAGAACCAACUUGGUCACCACUUUGAGCUACAAACACUGGAAAAGAAGAAAAAAGAAAUAAAAUCCUUUUCUGAAGCCAGACCUAGGGCAUCCACUGAUUCAAAAAGUCAACACAUCCCUGCUGAAUCCCCUGCUAUUGACACAAAAAGCCAAGGUGGCAAAAGUGAAACACGUGGUAUGUGGGAACAACACAGGAAGGUCAAAACUGAGUAUUCACUUGACAAACACCAGAUUUCUUCAGAGAAUAAAGAGGAAACCACCACUGAGUCAGUGGACAAAGCAAGUGAAAGUAAGAUAGGUAGCCAAGCAGAACUAUUCAGUUUGCAUCAACUUGGUCCUUCCUCUGAGAAAGUGAAAACAAAAGGAAAGAAACACCAAGUCUCUCCAGGAACCACCAAAAGCAAAAAAGGAGAAAUGGAAGAGACAGACAUACUAGAUUUUGCCAAGAAAGUCAAGCCUCAUGAACUUGUUAAAUCACAACCUAGGAUAACUAAAGAGACUUCAGAAUCUAUGAGAGCUCCAGGAAGUCUGGAUGGCAAAACUGAACAGGGUAACCUGGAAGAAUUUCAGGAAGCCGUACUGGCUUUCCUAACAGAGAAAAUCAGUAACAUAGGAAAGCCUUUGGAUAAGAAAACUGUGCCCAAAAAGUUAUCAAAAAGAGCAGAAGUUGAAAAAUUAGGAAUCAUUAAGGCAAAAAUGGAAGAAUAUUUCCAAAAUGUGGCUGACACUGUGAUAAAAACAUUGAGAAAACACAAAGAUAUGAAAAAUGCAGCACAAAUUGGAGAGAAGGCAGUCUCAUUCAUGCCAGGAUCACAUUUUCAGAAGCCAAUUAGUGCAAAGUCUGAAAUUAGCUCAUUACUCUCACAUGAGAACAUGGACCCAAUAAUUGAAAAUUUAAUACAAAGGAUCUUGACUGAAGUAGAAAGUGAAAGAGAUGUUUCAGUAGAAAGUGAAAGAGAUGUUUCAGUAGCCCCAGUAGUAGGGAGAGACCACAAGGAGAAGGAAAAACAAAGACAGGAGGAAUAUUUGCAAGAGGGUCAAGAAAAAGAUUUUGAUAUAAGUUUCAAAUCCCGGUUGCAAGACAAAAGGAAUCUCUGGACGAAGAGCAAUGAAAUAGUAAGUAAGAAUUUGAAAGAAGAGGCAUGGUUCCAGAUGAAGGAGGGAAAGCAAGGGCAACAGAAGCAAGAACAGUGGCAGGAAGAAGAGGUAUGGAAGGAACAGCAGAAACAGAGAAUGCAAAAUCAAACUGAGCAAGAUGAGAGGCAAAGGCAAAGCAAAGUAGAGGAAGAAGAGCAUCAGAAGUCAAAGCAGCAGCAGUUGGAAGCAUGGAAGCAAAAAAUGAAAGAGCAAGGGGUGCCCUUGGAGAAGAAGGGACAGAAGAUGAGGCAGGUUCAGAUGGAAAUAAGACAUCUGGAUCUGGAAAGCAGUUGGGAGGAAGACGAGGAAAAGCAGAAGCCAAGGAGAAAGGUAGAGGACCAUGAAAUGCAGAGGCAGAAAAAGGCAAAGGAUCAGAUGAAAAUUAAGGAGAAAAACACUGAAGAACUAGAAAAGUUGCUCAGCAAAACAUCAGUGACAUUGUUUCCCAGGUGGAAGAGCAUACAGAAAGAUGUAUCUCAGUUAUACCAAAGAAAAGUGUUCCCUGAGCUUAAGAUAUUAGAGAUUCUUGCCGAUGGAAAGCAUCCCAUACCAAUCACUCCUCCCACCUCCACACAAUCUUCCUCACCUGGAGUUUUUCCUACUUCUGGACAGUCCCCCACAAAGUCCUUUACUCUCACUCCUAAACAGGCCCAGACACAGGGGAUCACUCUUAGCCCUCAGCAGGGCCAGGCAGUGGAGACUGAUCACAUCCCCAAGGAGGCCCAAGCGCUGGGCAUCACUCCCACUUCUCAGCAGGUUCAGGUACUGGGGGAUACCCCUACUCCUAAGAUGUCUCAGGGUUUGGGAGUAACCCACACAAAUGAGCAGGCACAGGCAUUGAGGGCUCCUCUCAUUCUUGAACAGAUCCCUAAAUUGAAAAUCCCUUUUAAAUGUCAGCAGCUGCAAGUAUUAGAGGACUCUAUAAUCUUGGAACAAGCCCAGGCAUUGAGAAUCCCUACUAGUCCUGAGGAGACACAGACCCUAAAGGUACCUUUCAUAUUAGAACAACAACAGGCAUUACAGGUUCCUCUAAUGGCUGACCAGGAACAGAUAUUUCAGGUCCCUAUUAACCAAGGACAAGACCAGGCACAGGAGAUCGUUCUUACACUUAAGGAGCUCCAGGCACUGGGGGUCACUGUCCCCCCUGAGCAGGCCCAAGCACUGGGGGUCACUGUCCCCUCUAGGUCUGCUCAGGUACUGGGGAUCACUGUCCCCCCUGAGCUGGCCCAGACACUGGGGGUCAGUGUCACAGCUCAGCAGGCACCCGCACAGGGUAUAACCCUUACCUCUGAGAAAUUCCAGGAUUUGGGAAUCACACUCACACAUGAGCAAGUCCAGGUUUUGAGGGCUCCUGUCAUUUCUGAACAGGCUGAGUCAUUACAGGACCUUGUCAUUCCAGAACAGGUAGAGGCACCAGUAUUUACUUUCUCUCCAGAGAAAGCACAGACUUCAGAUAUAUCACGUAUCCACGAACAAGCCCAGGCUAUGCAUGUCACCCUCACCCCUGAGCAGGCACAAGCAUCGGGGAUCCCUCUUACCCUUGACCAGGCUGAGGCAUUACAGACCUCUCUCACUUCAGAACAAGCCUAUACAUCGGGGGUCUCUAUCACUCCAGAAGUGGUUCAAGAAGUAUCAAACACUCUUAAGCAGAUCCAUGCACUGGGGGUCACUCCCUCCUAUGAGCAGAGUCAUGCGCUUGGCACUCCUUUCACUCUGGAUCUGGCUCAGGCAUUAGAAGUCCCCAUCAAGCCAGGAAAUGCCUGGGUGUCAGCUGUCAGUCUUACCCCUGAACAGACCCAGGCUUUGGGAGUCCCUCUAGCCUUAGAACAGGCUCAGUCAUUGAAGGUUUCUUUCUCUCCAGAACAGUUCAGGGAAUUAGGGGUCCCUCUCACCUCAGAUAAAGCCUCUGCCUUAGGAUCUCUGCUCACUUCUGAGCAAGUCCAACCUUUGGGAGCCCCUUUCCUCCCAGGACAGACCCAUACCAUGGGCAGUACUCUCAUGUCUGAGCAGGACCUAAAUUCAAGAGCCCCUCUCACGGAUGAGCAGCCCUCACAAUUCUGUGCUGGUCCUUCAGGACAUACCCUGGAAGUUGGGACCUUUUCUAUUACUGAUGAAUCUGUCAUACCAAGUGCUCCUCACCUUCCUAAGCAGUCCCCCACACUGGCUUCCACUCUCAGUCCACUGCAAGAUUGGAAGUCUCCUCUCCAUCCUGGGCAAUCCAUUACAUUAAGCCCUAGGCUGUCCCUGGCAUCAUCGGCUCCUAUUGCUGAGAUGUCUUCCAUAUUUGAGGAGGUAUCUAUUCCUUUGCAGAUAUCAAGGUCUCCUCCUAUCCAAGAGCCCUUUGUCCCUGGGAAAUCCCUAGGAAUGAGGACUCCUCCAGACUCUGGGAAGCUCCUGGCACCACAGAUCUUUCCUUCCUCUGGACAGACCCUGGUUUUUAAGGGUCUAGCAUCAGAGGUCCCUCUCACCCCUGGGAAGCUCCCCAAAUCUGGGGCCCCUCCCACUCCAGGGCAGCCCCUCAUAUCUGGACUCCCACCCACCUCUGCACAGAUUCCCAGUCUCUGGGCUCCUCCCUCUCCUAGGAAGUCUUUGGUUCCUGGGGCCUCUUCUAUCCCUGGAGAGCUCCUGGAAUCUGGACCCUUAACCCUCUCUAAGCAGUCCCAGGUAUUCCAGCCCCCUACCACCUGUGAGCAGUUUCCCUAUCUACAAGCCCCUUCUACCCUUGAGCAGCAUCUGACGCCACUGACCCUUCCUGGACAAGCUUCCCCACCCACCCCUCCCACCCCUAGGAAUCUCCCAACACAAUGGGCCUCCUCAACCACUACAAAGGCCCAGGAAAAUUUGUCUUCUGUCUCUAAGAAAAGUAAGAAAAGAUUGGCAAUUAUUUCUUCUCUGAAAUCUAAAUCAGCAUUGGUCCAUCCCAGUGCUCCAAAUUACAAGGUACCUCAAGCCCCUAUCACCACUAAGAAGUUUCAAAUAUCAGAGGUCUCUGACACUGGUGAAGAAAACCAGAUACUCCAUGAUCCUUUCUCCAUGGAACAAUUUAGAACAUUUCAGUCCUAUCUCACCAAUUGUAGGAUACCAAUAUCACAAACCCCUCACAUUGAUGAUGGAGCCUUUCCCACUCUUAAGAAGCCUAUAGCAUCACUACCUCCUCUUACUACUAAAAUACUCAAAACAUCACAGAUCUCACCUUCUGAAUGGGACCAGAAAUCACGAUUCCCGUAUACAGACAAGCCCUGGAUACUGACUGCAGUUUCAGAUACCAAGAAACCCAAAAUGACAGUGCCCCCUUCCUCUACCCAAGAGCUCAACAAAGAACAGAGGUAUUUUGUUGAUGUGGAGGCUCAGAGGAAGAACCUAAUACUCUUAAAUGAGGCCACAAAAGCUUCUGGACUCCCUUCACAGCUACACACAACAACUAGGAAUCUCAUAAUUGAGGCACUUCAUAUGGACACAGUUCGGCUGGGACACCUAUUCCGCAAGUACAUUGCCUAUUGGCUCAUCCAGCGUGCAAGAAACAACAUAAUCAAACGAUUACAAGCCAUCCAAAACACUGGGAAAGGUUAUGAGGCACAGAAGCUCUACAUAAUGCUGAGCAGAAUUGAUGACUACCAGAAAAAAGUGAUGCAGUUCUGGACCAAGAAGCAGAAGUCUCUAGAGGAGGAACGGAAUCGGUGCCUGAGGAAAAUGAUGUUCUUUUUUAGCCAGCUCCAAAAGAUGUAUAAUCUGAAUCUUAGUCAACCUAUCCCUUUGAUCGUCAACAAAAAGCUGAUACCUGCCACUAGCAAAUUUGUUCAACAGCCAUUACUGGAGCUACUGAUAGAAGAGGACAGAAAGUCUGAUGUAUUUAAGAAAUUUAGACAAGAAGAUCAAAUGAAAGCCAUCUGGAAUGCUGAUCUGUCAACUUCAAGCUACCCAAUAACAGAGAAGAAAUCAACACAUUCACUGUGGGCCCAGCUGGGUGGGUACCCAGAUAUUCCUAGGCUGCUCCAGUUAGAUGUUCAGUCUACCUUCAGAAAAUCUCUUGCAUCCAUUCAAUCACAGUUUAAGAAGAUUCCCAAGUGA
Molecule: messenger RNA, 6648 nt
Organism: Manis pentadactyla (Chinese pangolin)
Lineage: Eukaryota; Metazoa; Chordata; Mammalia; Pholidota; Manidae
Gene: FAM186A
Product: family with sequence similarity 186 member A
Exons: 9
Source: RefSeq, a predicted model, not a curated record